This is a messenger RNA of Sphenostylis stenocarpa, 993 nucleotides long. The record is from the annotation of a GenBank genome assembly. NCBI's taxonomy places the organism in Eukaryota, Viridiplantae, Streptophyta, Magnoliopsida, Fabales, Fabaceae.
AUGGACCCAAAGUUCAUCGGAAAGCCGCCGGCGGCGGUGGACCUCGACCGGAUGCCGGAGCGUGGGUCCCACCACCGGCGCUCACACUCCGACACUUCGUUUCGCUUCGCCGGGAACUUCGACGACCUGCUCCUCUUCGACGCCUCCGACCUCGACAUCUCCACGCUCCCCUCGCCGCUCCCGCUGCCGUCUCCGGGGGCAUCCGGAGCGGUGCCGAUGACAGUAGACUUCGACGAGUCCGGCGGAAGGCCGAGGCAGGCCGGGCCGCCUGCUGGCGGGCACAUGAAGAGUCUGUCGGUGGGCUCCGAUUUCUUCGACGGGGUUGGGUUCGGCGGCGGAGGGGAUUUGAGCGGCGGAGGGAAGGGCGACGGUGAGCGGAGGGUGGGGCACCACCGGCACAGCAACUCCAUGGAUGGGUCUUCGACGACGUCGUUUGAGGCGGACUCGUCGAUGAUGAUGGAUGGCGUGAAGAAAGCUAUGGCUCCUGAUAAACUCGCGGAACUCGCUCUUAUUGAUCCCAAGAGAGCUAAGAGGAUUCUUGCUAACAGGCAAUCUGCUGCUAGAUCAAAGGAGAGAAAGAUUCGAUACACUAGUGAGUUGGAGAGGAAGGUGCAGACACUUCAGACUGAAGCAACUAACCUUUCUGCACAGCUUACCAUGCUUCAGAGAGACACCACAGAUUUGACUGCAGAGAAUAAGGAACUCAAACUGCGUUUAGAGGCUUUGGAGCAAGAAGCACAGCUUAGAGAAGAUCUCAAUGAGGCAUUGAAGGAAGAACUGCAACGCCUUAGGGCACAGAGUACUCGUUUGGGUGCUAUCGCAGGAAACCCUUCUUUUGGUGGGAUAUUCAACCAGUUGGCUUCCCAGUUAGCCAUGCAACAGUUGACUAAUUCUGCACCCCAGCAACCACAACACCAGCCACAGGUUGGCAUGCCUCCUCCUCCCUCUGGACAGAACCAUCCUAACUUCAUGGACUUCAAUCAGCAGAAGUAG